AUGCCUGCGUCUUACGCUGUUUAUAAGCUCAAGUCCCAUCUUGCUAUGCAGGACCCUGAUAUGCCCAGUCCUCGCUUCCACACCGUCAUUUUCGUCGAGACCACUGCCCAAGGCGGUGUGAAGUAUCACGUCACUGGCGACAUUGUUCAAGGCAUGCACUACGAGUCCGAGGCAUGCCAUUACCCUUUAACAUCCGAAACGCUUCAUUCCAAAGAGCUCCUCGGCUACACGUCUGCCUCAGACUUUUCCACCAAGUUUGAGAAUCUGCUCAAAACCCUUCCUCCACCUCCAAAGCAGAAGGCUUUCAAUACGAAAACUUUGAAGACGGAGCCUGUCAAGUCUUGGAACCCGGUGACCUUUUACGAGCCUGGAGAAGCGCGUACUCCGUUAAGGAAGUGUACAGAGUGGACGGAGCAGCAGGCGAUUCCCGCUCUUCAAAAGGCCGGCCUGAUUUGGUCAUAA
Messenger RNA from Emericellopsis cladophorae, 462 nucleotides. RefSeq lists its product as uncharacterized. The transcript has a single exon. Lineage: Eukaryota; Fungi; Ascomycota; Sordariomycetes; Hypocreales; Bionectriaceae. The coding region runs from base 1 to 462 and encodes 153 amino acids. The record is from RefSeq and is a predicted model, not a curated record.